This is a messenger RNA of Scheffersomyces amazonensis, 2804 nucleotides long. RefSeq names its product putative serine/threonine protein kinase (gene KSP1). The record is from RefSeq and is a predicted model, not a curated record. Gene Ontology annotation, cellular component: cytoplasm. Bases 160 to 2691 code for a protein of 843 amino acids. Gene Ontology annotation, molecular function: protein serine/threonine kinase activity; ATP binding. The transcript is spliced from 2 exons. NCBI's taxonomy places the organism in Eukaryota, Fungi, Ascomycota, Pichiomycetes, Serinales, Debaryomycetaceae. Gene Ontology annotation, biological process: intracellular signal transduction; protein phosphorylation.
UAUUGUUCAAUUCCAUUAGGUUAGCUAUUAUAUUAUUAUUAUUAUUAUUAUUAUAACUAUUAUAAUUAUUAUUAUUAUCAUCAUUAUCAUUAUUUUCAUUAUCAUUAAUAUUUUUUUUACUUUUAUUCUGACAUUCAUUUCGUAUCCACUACAUCUACCAUGGACGAAUAUGAAAGAUACGACCAUGGUGCGUUGUUGAGAGAUCGAUAUCAAAAAUGUGGAGACAUUAGUGAAGGUUCUUAUGGUUUAGUAUCACUUGCUAAAGAUACUUUACAUAAUGAUAUUCUUGUUGCUGUUAAAUUCAUUUAUCCAAUAGGUUAUAAACGAGAUGGAGGAGGAGAUAAUGAUAAAGAAAAAGAUCAACGACCAUCUUCAAGUCCUGCUAAACUUCGAUCUCCUAAUUCAAAGCCAAAAGGUUUUAAACAUAAUAAAGAUUCCAUACUUAAUGGACUUUAUCAAGAGGCAGAGAAAGAAAUCAAGAUCCAUAAGAUUCUUGGAUCUCAUGCCAAUAUUUCUACAUUGUAUGAUCAUUUUGAUUCUUAUUUAAUUUUAGAUUAUUGUUCUCGAGGUGAUUUAUAUGAAGCAAUUCAUAAUUUUAAUGGUCCAACAACCACUCAAGAUAUUAAAGAUGUAUUUCAACAAAUUUUAAAUGCUUUAGAAUUUUGUCAUAAUCAUGGAGUUUAUCAUCGAGAUUUAAAACCGGAAAAUAUUUUAAUUACUGAAGAUUGGUCAAUUAAAUUAUGUGAUUGGGGGUUAGCAACUACUAAUAAAAUUAUAACUGAUAAAGAUGAAUUUGAUGUUGGAUCUGAACGUUAUAUGGCUCCAGAAUUAUUUGAUUCUGAAUUAGAUAAUUAUGAUGCUUCAAAAAUUGAUCUUUGGUCAAUUGGAGUAAUUUUAUUAACUUUAGUAUUUCAUAAAAAUCCUUUUCAAGUAGCAAAUUAUUCCGAUAAAAGAUUUAUUCAAUUUGCUGGAAAUCGAGAAGUGUUAUUUGAUAUCUUUCCCCGUAUGAGUGGUGAUAUGUUUAAAGUUUUAAGAUCUUGUUUAAAUAUUGAUCCGGAUAAUCGUAGUUUACAAAAUACAAAGAAUGAUUUAGAAGAACUUCGAUAUUUUACAAUUGAUGAAGAAUAUUGGGCUAGUGAUUAUGAAGAAGAUGAUGGAGAAGAUGAAUAUGUUGAGAAUGAAAAUGAGAAUGACAAUGACCAUGAAAAUGAAAAUGAAACUGAAGAAAUCGAUUAUAAUUAUAAGAGAAAUGAUAUUCUUGGUCAAUCACCAUUAAAACCAAGAUUUGUUAAUGAGAAAACUUCUCAAGAAAAAGUUUCUUCUUCAUUAUCUACUACUGAUAAUGAUUCUAAUCGUAUUAAACAUUAUGGUAAUAUAGAAUCUCAAUCUCGAGUUUUAGAUGAUUUCCCAAUUCCUCAUAAUCAUAGAGCUGAUGCACUUCUUUCAAGUACAACUAAUUUGAAACCAAUUCCAAUUGGAAGCUUUGGAGGUGGAGGUAAUAAAUUUAGAAAUACUAGAAAACCAUUUAAUGUAGCUUCUUAUAAUCAAUCACAAAAUUUAAGAGUUCAACAAUCAAAGUUUAAUAGAGAAGAUUUCUUUACCCCCAAAUCAGUUUUUAAUCAUUAUAUGGAUAAAUAUGGUGAACAAAGAUUUAAUAAUAUUGAUAGUAAAAUUCAUGAAAAUUUACCAUCAAAUGGGGAUGGUAAAAAGAGGAAACUUCGCUCUUGGAAGAAAAAUUAUCGAAAGAAUAAACCAAGAAGUAGAUCUGGUAGACGUCAAGAACAUUCUUCUCAAUAUCAUCAUGGGAAGGAUGAAACUUCUAGUCAAAAUAAUAAUAAUAAUCAAGGAACUUCUCAUAAGAGAAAGUCUAGACUGUUUUCUGCUACAAAAGCUAGAAAAUUCAUUGGAACUCCUAGUAAUGUUAAUGCUACCAACAGUAAUAAUAAUACCAAUGGUAAUGCAGUUGCAUCUACUUUCCAUCUGUUAGCUCCAGGAACGCCUCAUUCUUAUGGCUCAUCUACUGGAAAAUAUGCUCCUCCUCAUUUAAGAUCUCCUACUUAUGCUAGAUCUCCUGUUAUUGAACCGGUAACUGAAGAGAUGCUGAGAUUAAAUUUGAAUGAUGAGGAAGUAUUCCAUUUGGAAGGGGAUUUUGAAUUAAGUGAAAUUGAUAAAUUGAAAUCUGAAAAUGAAAGUAGUAGUGGUUAUGGAUACUUUAAAAAACCAGCUUAUAAAAACAAUAAUAAUAGUCAUAGUAGUCAUAUUUUAAUAUCUGAAAAUGAUAAAGUAGUUCAAGUUACAAAUGCUAUUAGUGAACCGAUUGUUCCUAAUACUACUAUUGUUAAUGGUCAUAGUUUUAAGAAUACAUUUAUGGGUCAAAAAUGGCCAAUAUCUGCUCAGGAUAGUAUAUCCACUCUUUCUUCUUCAGCCAAUUCUGUUAAUGGUAAAUAUGUUCCACCAUUUAGACGAGGUUCGAUAUCACAUCAAACUCCAGCAGUUCCAGUUCCAACUUCAUCUGGUACACAAUCAGUUCAAGUUCCAAUUCCUAAAUUUUCUAAAAAAGGUAAGGAUGAUAUAAGUCAUUCUAAAUUUCUUCCUAAUGGAUCACUUCCUUCUGCCAUCUUAAGUGGAACAUCUUCAGUGAAUGGAAGUGAUGGAUCUUUCUAUAGAAAAGAAUGGAGUGAUUAUGAAUAGUUUAUUGAUAGUUUAAUUAAAAAGAUCAGUUUAAGAAAAAUAUACAUAUACGACAUAGUUUAUUAUACUAAUAAUUAUACUAUAGAAGAUUCUAUCUUUACUGUAGACGAUAC